Messenger RNA from Dacryopinax primogenitus, 1349 nucleotides. RefSeq names its product D-lactonohydrolase-like protein. The coding region runs from base 77 to 1237 and encodes 386 amino acids. The record is from RefSeq and is a predicted model, not a curated record. The transcript has 8 exons. Lineage: Eukaryota; Fungi; Basidiomycota; Dacrymycetes; Dacrymycetales; Dacrymycetaceae.
AUAUAUACGUGUCGGGUGGGACGCCGUCUCCUCAGCAAGCAUGACGUCGGGGAAAGUUAACGCCGCGUGCAAGGCAAUGUCCGCUUUUGCUCUCCUAGCGCUGAGCACAACUUGCGCGGCGUGGACUAUCCCUCCGCAAUCAGUUUACAUUGAUCAAACACAAUACAAUGUCUUGGGAACAAACUCCUCGCUCUUUCGCGCAUCGACGGGCUACUUCAAUCCCCAAAACUUGACACCCCCAUUCUUCCAAAUCUUCGAUGAAGGAUUCUUCACCAUCUUGGGCGACUCGCCUUCCAUUCGGCUUAUUACGGAGAACGAUAGCUAUGCAUUUGCACACGAGGCCCCUGUUUAUCUUCCAGAGAAGAAUGAGCUUUGGUUCAGCAGCAAUGAUGGCGGUCCUCUUGGUAUGAGCGACUGGUACACAGAUAAUAAGAUCUGGAAGAUCAAUCUUGAUGAAGCCGAAGCCGGCAACGCGACACUUUACGAGGUGCCCAUCACACCACCUCUAGAGAUGACGAAUGGUGGCACUCUUUAUGCAAAUGGACAGCCUCUCUUCAUCCAAUCUGGGCGGGCGGAAUUGCCACCAACGCUUGCGAUCGUGAAUCCGUCUCCGCCGUAUAAUUCGACGGUUAUUCUUGAUAAUUUUUAUGGACGUCAGUUCAAUUCUUUGAACGAUGUGAAGAUCCACCCUGUCAGUAAGGCCAUUUUCUUCACGGAUGUCACAUAUGGUUGGCUGAACCACUUCCGACCCAUGCCUUUACUGCCAAAUCAGGUCUACCGUCUUGACCCUAUUUCUGGAGCUGUGCGGGUUGUUGCAGAUGGGUUUGAUCGGUGCAAUGGGAUCGCCUUCUCGAUUGACGGGUCCCUGGCUUAUAUCGCUGAUACUGGUGCAUCUGGCGGUUUCCUCGGCAAUAAUGCGACCGAGACGGCCACGCUCUAUGAGUUUGAUGUAGAUCCCACGACGCAGCGCUUCUUGAAUCGUCGCAUUUUUGCUUACAUUGAUACCGGUGUGCCUGACGGUAUUCAGCUGGAUGCCUGUGGAAAUGUGUACACGGGAACAGGAGAUGGCGUGCAGAUUUGGAGUGCUGCUGGUGUGUUACUUGGAAAGAUCUUCACCGCCUCUACCGUGGCGGAAAUGAUAUUUGUCGGAAACGGAAGGAUGGUGGUCCUGGAUGAGACGAAGUUGUACCUUGUCCACUUUGCGGCGCAGGAGCACUCACUUGACUACUGGAGCUGAAACAAUGAUGGUAUGGAUGUCGCUGAGGUGCAUUUUUUGGAUAAAUGUAAAGAAAACGAUGGUGUAUGUAACGGUACCCGUUAGGAUACCUGCUGAAAUAACUGUUUUGUCG